This is a messenger RNA of Spea bombifrons (plains spadefoot toad), 814 nucleotides long. Its product is annotated as natural cytotoxicity triggering receptor 3-like. The transcript has 2 exons. Gene Ontology annotation, biological process: positive regulation of natural killer cell mediated cytotoxicity; immune response-activating cell surface receptor signaling pathway. NCBI's taxonomy places the organism in Eukaryota, Metazoa, Chordata, Amphibia, Anura, Pelobatidae. The record is from RefSeq and is a predicted model, not a curated record. The coding region runs from base 178 to 651 and encodes 157 amino acids.
UAUAUUAAAACCCCAAGUGUGUUCGGAGCUCUGAGGGAUGUAGAGGACUUCCUAUUCCUGCAUGAAGACAUCUAAAAAUGUAUAUAUUUUCAUGUUUAUCAUCAGUAUCACUUCCUUAAGAAGUAAAGUGUGGUAUGGGCACAGUGCGUUCAGUCUUUUCUUGGCUGUCAUUGUGAAAUGAUAAAAGGUGUGGGAUUGCUGUUACUACUUGGAGCCAUGCAAGGUUCCAAUUCACACACUAUCCAUGUCACCCAGGCCCCCAAAGUAAAGGCUGAAGAAGGUAGCACAGUCACAUUAAACUGUAGCUACUCCACCAGUAUCUCAGUGCUGUCAAAUCGCCCUUGGUUGGAAUGGCACAGGCAUGUGCUAAAUGGAAGCAAGGUUUCAAAUACAGAAGGAGAUUUCAUGGGCAGAGUUUCUAAAAGUACGCCAGAAGAUUUCUUGAGUAAAAAAUCGGCUGAUGUGACAAUUCACAAUGUUGUCCAAUCUGACACCGGCAUGUUCAUAUGUGUAGUUUAUAUACGUAUAGAUAACACAAAUAUAUCAUCAGGACAUGGGAAUGGAACAUUACUUGAAAUAACAGGUAAUCAUGUGCAUUCAAUGUGUCUUGUCAAGGAUCACAGCAAAUGUAAACUCAGGAUGGAGAUUUGAAUCUCUGUGGAGUUUGUUGAUGAAAACGUGUUGUGAAAAAGGUUAACUAGCAAGGGCCUCCUGCCAUAAGCUGUCCCUUUCUAGCGGAUAGUUACAAUGGUUACAUGUUAUUGAAAAAAUAAUAAUAACGUAACUAUUUGUCACAUCUGUGCCUACAACUGUG